Trypanosoma brucei brucei TREU927 is the source of this 222-nucleotide messenger RNA. RefSeq lists its product as hypothetical. The record is from RefSeq and is a predicted model, not a curated record. Lineage: Eukaryota; Euglenozoa; Kinetoplastea; Trypanosomatida; Trypanosomatidae. The coding region runs from base 1 to 222 and encodes 73 amino acids. The transcript has a single exon.
AUGCGCCUACAUAAUGCAGUUCCAACGCGACAUCUUCCCCCAUCCCUUCCAGAGGGUGAAGGCCCAUGUCCCACACAACAUUUUCUCUCUAGGGACGCGCAACAUCUUCUUACAUACAUAAACCAACCUCCUGACAAACAAUCGCAAAAAAAGGCGACCCACACCCCCAGAAAAAACAACGAAAUGAAAGCUUCUGUACUGGAGCCGCUUUUCUAUCAGUGA